Messenger RNA from Otolemur garnettii (small-eared galago), 1306 nucleotides. RefSeq names its product G protein-coupled receptor 45 (gene GPR45). The record is from RefSeq and is a predicted model, not a curated record. Gene Ontology annotation, biological process: G protein-coupled receptor signaling pathway. Gene Ontology annotation, molecular function: G protein-coupled receptor activity. Gene Ontology annotation, cellular component: membrane. The transcript has a single exon. Bases 111 to 1229 code for a protein of 372 amino acids. NCBI's taxonomy places the organism in Eukaryota, Metazoa, Chordata, Mammalia, Primates, Galagidae.
AGCGACAUCGAGGCAGAAGAUGCAGCCGGCAGACAGGAGAUGGACACCACCGAAGUAUUGAGGGGGCCACCCCCAGCCGUUUGUGUCCCAGCUCCACGUGUCUCUCCAAGAUGGCCUGUAACAGCACGUCCCUGGAGACUUACCAAUACCUGCUGCUGAAUGCCAGCAACGCGACGGAACCCGGGGCCACGGCCCUGCCCGGCCCACUGAGGAUCGUGCUGGCGGUGGGGAUGCUGCUCAUGAUGGUGGUCGGCUUCCUGGGCAACACCGUGGUCUGCAUCAUCGUGUACCAGAGGCCAGCCAUGCGCUCGGCCAUCAACCUGCUGCUGGCCACCCUGGCCUUCUCCGACAUUAUGCUGUGCGUGUGCUGCAUGCCCUUCACGGCCGUCUCCCUCAUCACCGUCCGCUGGCACUUUGGGGACGGCUUCUGCCACCUCUCGGCCACGCUCUACUGGUUUUUCGUCCUGGAGGGCGUGGCCAUCCUGCUCAUCAUCAGCGUGGACCGCUUUCUCAUCAUCGUCCAGCGCCAGGACAAGCUGAACCCGCGGAGGGCCAAGACGAUCAUCGCCGUCUCCUGGGUGCUGUCCUUCUGCAUCGCGGUCCCGCUGCUCUCGGGCCGGACGUUCAUGGAGGUGCCCGCGCGCGCCCCCCAGUGUGUGCUGGGCUACACGGAGCUCCCCGCCGCCCGCGCCUACGUGGGGACGCUGGUGGCGGCAGUCUUCUUCGUGCCCUUCAGCGGAAUGCUGUGCGCCUACACGUGCAUCCUCAACACGGUGCGCAAGAACGCGGUGCGCGUGCACAACCAGUCCGACAGCCUGGACCUGCGCCAGCUCGCCCGCGCCGGCCUGCGGCGGCUGCACCGCCCGCACCAGGUCAGCGUGGACCUGAGCUUCAAGACCAAGGCCUUCACCACCAUCCUCAUCCUCUUCGUGGGCUUCUCCCUCUGCUGGCUGCCCCACUCGGUCUACAGCCUCUUGUCCGUGUUCAGCCGGCGCUUUUACUACGGUCCCUCCUUCUACGCCACCAGCACCUGCGUCCUGUGGCUCAGUUACCUCAAGUCCGUCUUCAACCCCAUCGUCUACUGCUGGAGAAUCAAAAAAUUCCGCGAGGCCUGCAUAGAGCUGCUGCCCCAAACCUUCCAGAUCCUUCCCAAAGUGCCUGAGCGGAUCCGGAGGAGAAUCCAGCCAAACACAGUCUAUGUGUGCAACGAGAACCAGUCUGCGGUUUAGGGGUUUCUGGGGUCGGGGCGGAGGUGGGGACUGCAGAGAGCAACUCUGGCGACCCGGGUUCCUGUCCUGCCCUGCUC